Molecule: messenger RNA, 6828 nt
Organism: Vespa mandarinia (Asian giant hornet)
Lineage: Eukaryota; Metazoa; Arthropoda; Insecta; Hymenoptera; Vespidae
Product: cell adhesion molecule Dscam2
Biological process (GO): cell-cell adhesion
Molecular function (GO): protein binding
Source: RefSeq, a predicted model, not a curated record
CUUUCUUUUCCGGUGUCUCCCGCUAUUCAACCUGUUCGAAUUUUUCUUGAGCUCGUUAGAAUUUUUGGAAUUAUCAUUUCCAAAAGUACAAUAUCCCGACUAUUCUCCAUUAAUCGAGAAGAAUAACAUGUUAGGAAUUGUCGAGUGUAUAACAUAUAUAUAUAUAUAUAUGUAUACAAACUGUACCGGUAACGAACACAAGCCGGCAAUGUUUCGCAAAUGUAAACAAUCGAGCGUUUAACCUAUCUCGGCAUACUGCGUACGAUCUUUCAUUUCGUUAGCGUACUUCGUCCUGUAAACAUCGUAGUUUAGCUCAAUGAAUUUCUAAUUCUAUUCUAUCCUCUUUUAAUAUUCCUAUUUUAUCUCAAUUAUAGAAGAAUCUUAAUAGGUCAUUCCUGUAUCGACGAAAUCUUCGACGAUGGAACUUUCUAGCAAGGAUAAAUGGAUUACUGUACAUAAAUAACCGAAUGGACGAAUCGCUCGGUAACAGAGAGAGAGAGAGAGAGAGAGAGAGAGAGAGAGAGAGAGAGAGAGAGAGAAAAAGUCAACAAUUAUUUUAGUAUAAUGCCUGUUUCAUCCGAUCAGCUGAUCAUGAGGAAGCUGAAUCGACGUAACGGUCCAAGCCAGGAUGGCCAGUUGGCCGUUGAAAACCGUGCUCCUGUUCAGCGCCCUCAUCCUUGUUCGUGGACUUUAUGUUUCAGGACGAGGAGUGGUGCUGGACAGUCAGGGUCCAGUUUUGGUUUCGGAGCCACGUUCAUCGGUGGAAUUUUCGAACGACACCGGUGCGAUGAUCCACUGUUCGGCACACGGCAGUCCAUCGCCUAGGAUCGAUUGGCUGAUGGGCGAUGGCUCACCCGUUUUACCAAUACCGCAUAUCCGUGAUAUGCUGGCGAAUGGUUCAAUGCAUUUCCUACCGUUCGGUGCCGAGAGUUACAGACACGACGUACACUCAGCAGUUUACAGAUGUCAAGCCUCGAACAGUGUCGGUAGGGUGCUCGGCCGUGAAAUCACGGUAAAGGCCGUGGUCCGGCAAAAGUACGAAGUUCAAGUGCGAGACGCCUACGUUUUGGUCGGUAACACGGGUGUCCUUAGGUGUGAAAUACCAUCGUUUGCGAAGGAUUACGUAAAAGUUACUUCUUGGGUCCAGGAUUCGGCUUUCAACAUCUUUCCCACACACGAAAGCGGUGGCAAAUACCAUAUGUUACCAACUGGCGAACUUCUGGUCUUCUCUGUGACUUCCACCGAUGCUCAUGCAAGUUACCGAUGUCGUACCGUCCAUCACGUGACCGGCGACACCGUCGAAAGUUCGUCGUAUGCACGACUGGUGGUCACCGAACAUAGAAAUCCAGUACCACCGAGAUUCAACGAACGUGUCAGUCCAGCGCCAAUUCGUACGGGUGAAACUAUCGUAUUAUCCUGCAUCUCUCAAGGAAUACCACCACCAACGUAUCUAUGGUUUCGAGAGUCCGUCUCUGGCACGGCAAUGAUCUUCAACUCGGAGAGAAUUCAUGCUAGGGCUGGGGUGUUAAUUCUUCAAGCCGCGAGACCCGAGGACGCUGGCCGAUACGUCUGUCAUGCGAAUAAUACCGCUGGCUCGGAGAGAGUCGAGCUUGAGGUCUCCAUCAUCAGUAGCAUCUCGAUACAUCUCACUCCUCAACAGGUCACCGUUGAUCUCGGAAAGGAUGCGGAAUUUCAGUGUUCCGUAACCGGUCGACCGCUUCCGGUAAUUUCUUGGGCAAAGGACGGACUUCCUGUGAGGGAAGGCUCAUCCGGUAGAACGAAAAUCACUGAGAAUGGUGGCUCGACCUUACAUAUAUCCUCAAUUGUCAGGGACGACAAGGGAAUGUAUCAAUGCUUCGCAAAGAAUGAUUACGAAAUGGUACAGGCUACUGCGGAAUUACGUUUGGGUGAUGCGGCCCCACAACUCCUCUACAAAUUCAUCGAGCAGACUAUUCAACCGGGUCCCUCUGUCUCCUUGAAAUGCAUUGCCACGGGAAAUCCUACGCCGCACUUUUCCUGGACUUUGGACGGUUUUCCUUUGCCUCAAAACGACAGGUUCAUGAUAGGACAAUACGUGACGGUACACGGUGACGUGAUAUCUCACGUGAACAUAAGCGCGGUACACGUUGAAGAUGGCGGUGAGUAUCAAUGUUCUGCCGUAAAUCGAGUGGCUCAGGCUCAUCACUCCGCUCGUCUCAACAUUUAUGGCUUGCCGCACGUACGUCCUAUGGGUAACUACGCGGCCGUAGCUGGUGAGACCACGAUCAUCAAGUGUCCGGUCGCUGGUUUUCCAAUCGCCAGUAUCACGUGGGAAAAGGACGGACAAAUUCUACCGACAAGUCGUAGGCAAGAGGUAUCUCCAAAUGGGACAUUGGUUCUUCAUCGAGUCGACAGUUCUACGGAUCGUGGUGCAUACACUUGCACAGCAAAGAACAAACAAGGUCGAUCGGAUUCGCAAACAGUGCACAUUGAAGUUAAAGUUCCACCCACGAUAGCUCCAUUUAGCUUUAACAAGGAUCUCUCGGAGGGUGUACGAGCACAGGUGACCUGCAUGAUCGAGAAAGGCGAUCCGCCGUUCACGAUCAUCUGGUCGAAGGACGGCGAACCGAUUGGCAGUUCAGGUACAGCUGCUUUCGGGAAUACCGGGAUAACGGCUCCCAGACACUCACAGACACCCGCGGGGCUGCGUGUAACCAGCAUUGACGUCCAUUCCAGUUCCAUAGUUAUCGACCGCGUCACCGCAGAACACACAGGAAACUAUACUUGCCUGGCUCGCAAUUCGGUCGCCGAGGUCGUCUGGACGGCCGAAUUGGUCGUUCGUGUGCCACCACGUUGGGUAAUGGAGCCUCAAGAUGUUCGUGCGUCAGAAGGAAUGUCAAGAUUGGUCCUCCAUUGUCACGCCGAAGGAUUUCCACCGCCUGCUAUUACUUGGCGUAGAGCAACAGGGAAAAAACCUGGCAAUUAUUACGACAUCGCAAGUCACGAACACACUCAAGAUCUUCGAAUACACUCAAAUGGUUCACUCGUCUUUGGUCGAGUACAAGAGGAUCACGAGGGAUUUUAUUUGUGCGAAGCACUCAAUGGUAUCGGUGCUGGAUUGAGCAAGGUGGUCUACUUAACUGUCAAUGUUCCUGCACACUUCGUUGAAAAACAUCGUAAUCAAACUGCGAGGCUUGGUUCAAAUGCGUCGCUUCGUUGCGAGGCCAAGGGCGAUCAUCCCUUAAAGAUAAGCUGGCGAAAGGGUGGCCUUCAAAUAGAACCAACUCUUUCCGACUAUCGCUAUACCCUCAAGGAAGAGAACACCACUGAUGGUCUUAUCAGUGUGCUUGGUUUCGCAAGCACCAGCAGAGAAGACAGCGGUAGAUAUUUUUGCAUUGCUACCAAUGCUUAUGGCCGAGAUGAAACUACCAUUCAUCUUUAUAUACAAGAACCGCCGGACUUCCCUCGGAAUCUCCACGUGAUCGAGAAAGGAAGUCGUUACAUCAAAAUUGGAUGGACAACCAGCCAAGAUGGCAACAGCCCGAUUACACAAUACAUUAUCGAGUACAAGACGGACUCCGAAGUCUGGCACGAUCAUACCUUUCAUACAACCGUAUCAGGAUCCAGAGCUUAUGGUCAUGUGAGCGGUCUUCGACCAGCCGUCACUUAUCAAUUUCGCGUUUACGCAGAGAAUGAACUCGGUAGAAGUCAAGCUAGCGACGGGACGACACGUCCUAUCGUGUCGUUAAUCCUACCGUGUCUUAGCGAAGGCCCCCCUGGUGCUUUUCAGAUUUUAGACGCGACGACAGAUGGGGAAAAGCCAGGAGGUCCUCCGAGAAACCUCAAGGUGGAACCCGUCAGCUCGACCGAGUUUAACGUCACCUGGGAUCCACCUGAUCAUGAUUUAUGGAAUGGGGAAAUUCUCGGUUAUCACGUUGGAUACAAGGAACACCGUUUGGCAGCCGAACAGUACACUUACAGAACGGUCGAAAGAAGAAUUUCAACAGCCAGUGUGGCGUUAGGCUUGGCAAGGACCUCUUUGCCAGGUCGUCAAUAUCAAUUGAUGAAUUUAAAGAAGUUCACUCGAUAUAGUGUAGUAGUACAAGCCUACAAUACUCUCGGCCAAGGACCAGUAACACCAGAAAUCGUUGUUACUACUCUCGAGGAUGUACCAAGUAAUCCACCUCAGGACGUAAGAUGUACGGCAUUGUCCUCGCAAUCGUUGCAACUCUCAUGGGAUCCACCGCCGGAUUCCAGUUUGAAUGGCAUUCUGAAGGGUUACAAAGUGAUGUGGGAGAACAUGGACUCUCUAACGGAAUCUAGCAAGUCCGAAAUGAAGAUCACCACUGCUCUAACUGUGGUGAUACAUAGCCUCGAAAAAUAUACGAAUUAUUCGGUACAAGCGUUGGCCUUUACAAGAGCUGGCGAUGGAGUUGCCUCGGCACCACUUUACUGUGUCACCGAAGAAGACUUUCCCGAAGUCCCAGCCGGUGUCAAGGCCGUUGCUAGUUCAGCCACAUCCAUCAUCGUCUCUUGGUUACCACCACUAAGAAGCAACGGCAAUAUCACUUCGUACAACGUUCAUAUCCGUAGCGUUGGUGCUGACAGCAAGUGGUUUAGACGAGCCAUCUCACCCCAUCAAACUAGUUACCAAGCUGAGAAUUUGCAUAAAAGGAAUCAGUAUGAGUUCAGUAUAGCUGCUAUCACGUCGGUUGGUGAGGGACCAAAGACUCCAUUGAUUACUGUCUCGCCAUCGAGCGAAGUUCGAGCUGCAAUUUAUUCGUUUGGUGUGGUCCUCAUCGUUCCUUGGAAACAAGACGUCACUUUAUCUUGUCAGAGCGUUGGCAAACCAGAACCUUCGGUAAUCUGGAAACAAUGGGGUCAAAUGGUGAAAUCAUCCGCGAGAAUAUCCAUGUUGCCAGACGGUUCCUUACAGAUUACAGAGUUACACAGAGAGGACAGUGGGAAUUACACUUGUUUCGUUGAAAAUCGUCACGGUUCCGAUCAAAUAACUCAUCGUUUGACCGUACAAGUUCCACCGGCAGCACCACUUUUACACGCCACCAGCGCGACGAGUAAUUCGAUAAACGUUCAGUGGAAGAACGGUGACGAUGGCGGUGCUCCGAUAAGAGGCUACAUCCUCCACUAUAAACGAGAAUCCGGCGAAUGGGAAGAGGUCAAAGUGUCUCAUAAGAUGAGCAGCUUCGUACUGUCUCGUCUUUGGUGUGGCAAUGAUUAUCAGAUGUAUCUGACGGCGUACAAUCGAAUUGGUAUGGGCUCGCCUAGCGAAAUUGUCAAAGCCAGAACCGAAGGUUCAAAGCCAGAAGAUUCGCCUGGUAGCGCCGAUAAAUUUAUCACCGUCAACGUAUCCUGGAUCACGCUUCAUCUUAGUACCUGGAACGACGGUGGCUGUCCUAUAACAUACUUCGAAUUAGAGUUUCGAAAGAACGGAGAAGAUAUUUGGACUUUAGUUUCCAGCAACAUCGAGGUACAGAAGACUUAUACUUUGAGCGAGUUACAGCCUGGUACUACCUAUGACAUACGUAUACGAGCACACAAUAAUGCCGGUUCCUCGGUCGUCGAAUACAAAGUGACGACCUUACAACUUCACGUUAGCUCAACGAUAGCAACGAUCGAGAUCGAUCAUUUUAUACCACAGCAUACGCCGGUAUACUCGGACCUAAAAUUGAUCGUUCCACUGAUACUGAGUUCUUUGGCCGUUAUCGCUGCAGCAGGUGCUGUAUUUUACUGUUUUCGAAAACUAUCGAUCGUAGGUUCUUUCAUGGGUGAUAUGGGUAGCCUACACGAUGCUCAAACUGCUGCGGCAUUAGACAAUAAACAGAAUAUGGAACAACGAGAACAAUAUUAUGCCACCGUCAGAAAACCUCUGCGUUCUCCGAUACGUGAAAUGGCCACGUUAGAAAAAAUUCCAGAAUAUUCGGAGGACAUCUAUCCGUAUGCCACAUUCCAAUUGGAGGAAAGUGUUCCCGCAGGAGGUGACAGCCGUUGCAAUUCAGCAGCACCACUUCAGACCUUCGUUUAUCAUGAUCCUCGGCUGUCUACUGCCGAUACUCUACAAUUAAGAGAGUCGGAUUGCAACCGGUACACUAAGGUACGCGGAGGCCGUUCGUCCUCUGCACCGUUGCACAAAACGCACAAGGUCAGUCAGGGCAAGUCCGAGUCGGAGGAAUACGACACCCUGGGCUCGGACAGCGACACGGAAGUCGGGACCAGCAGCCGAACCGAGUCUUCCAAUCAUCUCGUCGAUUCGCACCAUUCGGCGUCUGCCGCCGAUUCGCGUGUCCACAACUUCCUGUACCAUGGACCAGAAUCUAGCACGUCUACAGAACCCUCACCGAUUCUUGAGAGAAAAUCGUUUCCUGGAAGGGGAAGACCCAAGAUGUUACGGUUGGCGCGUCAUCCCAGCGAGGAGACCCGUACCAACUUCGGGCCAAUCACCGGGAUUAGCAAUUCCAAGCACCAGUCGAGCAAUUCCUGUACCAAUCGGGACCAGGAGCGUGACGGAUCAGGAAACUUGUUCGUCCCCAAGUUGGACCCACCCUCGGGCUUCUCCGACGCGUUUGAGUUAAGCGAAGCAGAGUGCGACCUUGACCGUGGUCACUGUAGCCAACGAAAUGUCCGUGACUUCGUAAUCGCGGUGUAAAUAAAUGUAAACCUGACGUAUAUACGUUCGAGCGCGCGCGCAGAAACAAAGAGACACCUAAAAUCAGGCAAACUAAUUGACCGACCGGCCGACUUACCUGCCAACAAACCCCAAUCAACCAACCUAGCCUACCUACCUACCUACCUACCUACCUACCUACCUACCUACCUACCUACCUACCUACC